CAGCGGGCACCGAGUCAUCUGGCAGGACAGCGGGCACCGAGUCAUCUGACAUGACAGCGGGCACCGAGUCAUCUGGCACGACAGCGGGCACCGAGUCAUCUGGCACGACAGCGGGCACUGGGUCACCAAGCUCGACAGCGGGCACCGAGCAUCUGGCAUGACAGCGGGCACCGAGCCAUCUAGCAGAACCGCGGGCACUGGGUCACCAAGCUCGACAGUGGGCACCGAGUCAUCUAGCAGAACCGCGGGCACUGGGUCACCAAGCUCGACAGCGGGCACCGAGCCAUCUGGCACGACAACGGGCACCGAGUCAUCUGGCACGACAGCGGGUACCGAGUCAUCUGGCAUGACAGCGGGUCCCGAGCCAUCUAGCAGAACCACGGGGGGCACCGGGUCACCAAGCUCGACAGCGAGCACCGAGUCAUCUUACACGACAGCGGGUACCGAGUCAUCUGGCACGACAGCUGGUACCGAGUCAUCCGGCAAGACAGCGGGCACCGAGUCAUCUGGCAAGACCGCGAGCACCGAGUCAUCUGGCACAACAGCGGGCUCCGAGUCAUCUGGCAAGACAGCGGGCACCGAGUCAUCUGGCAAGACAGCGGGCACCGAGUCAUCUGGCUCGACAGCGGGUACCGGGUCAUCUGGCAAGACAGCGGGCACCGGGUCAUCCGGCAUUGGAUCAUCUGGCUCGACAGCGGGC
Messenger RNA from Staurois parvus, 700 nucleotides. Lineage: Eukaryota; Metazoa; Chordata; Amphibia; Anura; Ranidae. The record is from the annotation of a GenBank genome assembly.